Messenger RNA from Suillus discolor, 2491 nucleotides. RefSeq names its product glycosyl transferase family 41-domain-containing protein. Gene Ontology annotation, biological process: protein O-linked glycosylation. Lineage: Eukaryota; Fungi; Basidiomycota; Agaricomycetes; Boletales; Suillaceae. Bases 219 to 2393 code for a protein of 724 amino acids. The transcript is spliced from 15 exons. The record is from RefSeq and is a predicted model, not a curated record. Gene Ontology annotation, molecular function: protein binding; glycosyltransferase activity.
GUGUUGUCCUGUGCGGCAUGAGUAGCAAUGCGGCUUCAAAUACGCCACGAGUCACUUCUGGAAGGGAUGUUGCCCGCCUUUAUUACGAGAAAGGGCUGCAAAUUGAUCCCACGCAUCCCCAUUUACUUUCGAAUUUCGGCUCGCUGCUGAAAGACGCGGGUCACAAUGCCUGUGCAGUUGGGUGAGUUGUACCAACAUUUGUGAAGACUUACAUAUACAUGAAAAAUGAAAGGGUUUUCAACCACGCUCUGCAACUACACCCUGAAUUGGACAUUGCACUGGUCAACAUGGCAAAUACCCUGAAAGAUAUGGACCGUCCUGCAGAUGCGAUUCCUUAUUACCUUAAGGCUGUAACCAUAAAUGCAGGCCUGGUCGAUGCCUACUGUGGAUUGAGCAUGUCUAUGAACGCAGUCUGUAACUGGACAGCGCGAGAUCAUUGGUUGACAAACACAAUAGUGAUAUGUGAAGAGAACCUUUCGGAGCUUCAUCAUCAGAACAUCGGCAUCCUCGGUGAGAGGAGUGUUGAUGACUGGCUUCUCAAUGUAGCCUUAACUACAUCAAGACCUCAAUGCGACCACAGCUUGAGAAGAUGGGUUCACCGAUUUUGCCUUUUCACAGAUGUUUCUGAUGGACGACAACCUCUCCUCAACGAAGGGAGUUUCCUUAUACGCCUUAUCGACUGGUACCGGACUAGGAUGCAACACCGACGUUACGUCGAAACUUACGGAGAGACACUCUACAGCGAAGAGGUGUCAUAUUCACAACUAAGGGCAGCUCCUACUGCGAAGCCGUUUGGCUUUGUCCUUUCCUUGGCGUCCUUACAAAAAGUUCCAACUGUACUCCCUUUUCAUACUUUCACGCUUCCACUGCCUAGCCGCACCAUUCGACGCAUCGCACACAGAAAUGCCCUUCGUGUGUCACAUAAUAUAAUGACGCAGAUAUCACCAGACAGAGUGCCAUUACUGCCACGGCCUCCGUGGAAACGGCGUAUUAACGUCGGUUAUGUGUCCAGCGACUUCAGUGACCAUCCCUUAAGUCAUUUGAUGAAGUCGGUUUUCCAGCUGCACGACCAGGAUCGGUUCUGCAUCUUCCUAUAUGCGACGAGCCCGUCAGAUGGGUCAAUCUUCCGACAGUACUUUGAGCAGGGCGAUUUCAACUUUCUCGAUGUCUCUUCGUGGUCAAGUGUAGACAUAGUUAACAGGAUUGAAGAGGAUCAUAUACAUAUCCUUGUCGACUUGGGCGGUUAUACCAGAGGAGCGAGGAACGAGAUCUUCGCUGCAAGGCCAAGUCCCGUUCAGAUCUCGUUGAUGGGUUAUGCUGGAACAUUGGCGGCCAGCUGGUGCGACUAUCUCGUCUGUGAUAGUAUCACAUGUCCUGUCGACCUAUUUGCACGGGUUCGAGCAUAUCGAAAACGAAGCCUAAAUUAUUGCUGCCAGCACAGUGAUUUUGGGGUUCCAGUAGGAGAGGAGGGUGAUCCAGAAUCAUCCUCUCCCCAUUGGAUCUACACGGAGUGUCCAAUAUAUAUGCCACAUACAUAUUUUGUCACCGACCACAGGCAGUCUUAUCGACAUGGCGCAAAUCUUUCUGUGGAGGAGCGUGCGCAGAUGCCAGCGGAAAAGCUAUGGAAUGAUGAAAUCAAGUGUAGAGCAGAUCUUAGACGAGCCCUGUUUCCUGAUUUACCCUUGAAUGCUAUCAUUUUUGCCAAUUUCAAUCAAUUGUAUAAGAUCGACCCCAACAUAUUUGCAACUUGGCUUCGUAUUCUAGCCCGGGUUCCACGUAGCAUUCUUUGGUUACUGCGAUUUCCCACUGCUGGAGAAGCCCAUCUGAUCCAAACUGCCAAGGAGUGGGCAGGCGACGAGAUAACAUCACGUAUCAGGUUCACGGAUGUUGCUGAAAAAGACUAUCACAUCUACCGAUGCCGAGUUCCUGAUCUAUUUCUGGACACGUCAGAAUGCAGCGCGCACACUGUAGCAGCCGACGUGCUCUGGGCCGGCACACCGAUACUUGCUUGUGCCUGGCCUAGUCAUCGACACAAGAUGUCUUCUAGGGUCGCUGCGAGCUUGGCCAGUGCUACGGGGUUUGGCGAGUACAUGGUGGUAUCCAGUAGGGAUGAAUAUGAAGAACGCGCGGUGGCCCUAGGGAAUAGCAUAUGUUACACUGUGCAACCCAAUGGCGAUGGGGAAAUAAGUGGGGACCUGCUUGACCUGCGACGGCGUCUUUUCUUAAACAGAGAUACUAUGCCCUUAUUCGACACGGAGCGAUGGACAAGGAACUUGGAGAAGGCGUAUUGGAUGGCUUGGAGGCGGUGGGUGGAUGGCUCUAUGUUUAGGAUGAGUGACGAUGGUUGUAUCUGGGUCAAGGACGAUAUCGAUGUUCCCAUCCGCAUGGACUGAUGAGAUACCCCACCCGUGUAAUGAAUCACUCACGUACUCGAUGUGCGCUCGAUAAAUGUUAUGUAGUAUGUUGGUGCACGAAUGCACGUGACUAGUAA